ACUUUUCAGGCAGGGUUUAGCUACUUUCCAUUGAAAGAAGUUGGCAACACUGCCUCGUGUCCGGUCACAAUCAAGUUUCACAAGAGCCACGCACGACCUAUGCGCACGACGAAACAAAAAAACUAGCUGGGCUUGUUUUUGAGUAAUUCAUGUCACCGAACAUAGUUUUAAAGGAUGAACCGGGGCCGGGGAGUGAGAAAAAGAACGGCACCGGAAAAAUCAGAUGCCUUUGAAACCUGUAACAAGGAAAUACGUGCGGAGAUGAACCGGGGCCGGGGAGUGAGAAAAAGAACGGCACCACAAAAAUCAGAUGCCUUUGAAACCUGUAACGAGGAAAUACGUGUGGAGAUUCACCAGCUCUUCAACAAGGUCAGAGGUUAUGUUCCCCCUGCUGGAGGAGAAUGGACGUUGCCUGACCCAAGUGUGGUGCUCUGUGAUCCUCAUGUGAGUCACCCACGUUUGCAGGCCCUGAAACAAUCACUAAAUGAAGUGAAGAAUCAACUCAGCGAUAAAGACCUCUCAGUAUGGCACCAGCAUACUUGUUUCACCAACCGAGCAGGUAGUGUUACAGCCCACCUUCGCUCCACAACCAACGCAGAGCUGUGCACCCAGGCUUGGGCCAAGUUCUAUGAGAUCCUAGGCACUUUUAAACUUCUCCCUGACAAUGCAUUGAAGAGUGGUGAGUUGAACUCCAUACACCUGUGUGAAGCCCCUGGUGCCUUCAUAUCAGCUCUAAAUCACUUCCUCAAGACAAGUGGCCUCUACUGCGACUGGAACUGGAUUGCAAAUACUCUAAAUCCUUACUAUGAAGCCAAUGGACGUGGUUGCACUAUCACAGAUGACAGACUCAUCACACACACUCUGCCUUGGUGGUUCUUUGGAUCUGACAACACAGGUGACAUAAUGCUUCAGAAGCAUCUGGUGGAGCUGCAGAGAUUAGUGAGCAACAUGCGCAGUGUUGAUUUGGUUACAGCAGAUGGAAGCUUUGACUGUCAGGGGGACCCAGGGGAACAGGAGAGAUUAGUUGCCCCGCUUCAAUACUGCGAAGCUGUUUGUGCGCUUCUGCUGUUAGGAUCCGGAGGCUCAUUCGUCCUGAAGAUGUUCACACUAUUUGAACACUCAUCUGUCUGUCUGCUGUAUCUCCUCGCAUGCUGCUUCCGUUCCGUGAACGUCUUCAAGCCAGGCACCAGCAAGUCUGGAAAUUCAGAACUGUAUAUAGUGUGCUUGGACUAUCAGGCCAAAGAACAAAUUCGGCCACUGCUCUCAAAGUUAAUCCGUAAUUACGGACCAGACUUGGCAUCCACAGUGGCGCUCUUUCCCCAUCGCUGCAUUCCAGACUCAUUUCUAAGUCAGCAUGAAGAGAUAUGCACAUUUUUCCAUGCAUUGCAAGUUAACACAAUCAAGGAGAACAUCAAGCUUUUUGAAUGCAUGAGCGUAGAACAGCGCAGGCGUUUGGAGCAGCUCAGGGAAUACGCUGCAGAGUUUUAUACAAGACGUUUCACUGUUCACUACCUCCCUCGGAAAAGCUGGAUUUGCCGUGGCGGUAUGGCCAGAUGGGUAAAACCCUGUGAAAGGAAGCAAAUGGGCUCUUUCAAUCAGCGCAAGGAGAUAGACCUUCAGGGAUGGAAGCAGCGCCUUGUUCAUGGAAAACAUGGGGAGUUCAUAAAGAGGCACUGUGCAGGGACAGAGGGAUGUGAGAUUGUACUUAGUGGCCCAUUGGAUGAGUGCGAUUUAGGAGCCUGGUAUGCCCUUGAGGGAGCUGCCUUGCCGAAAGUCUGCAGCUCCAGCUUCUGUGAUCAAGAAAUGCUAGACUUCCUGAAUGAAGCUCUGGAGGAGAACCUGAGGGUCAAAGCGGUCAACCAUUCUCACAGAGCCUUGCCAGUAUGCACCUCCUGUAGCAUUGACUCCCCUGUAGGCAUCUUAUCUGAGAUUUUCAGCAACCCUGAUGUGACAUCUUGUUUGGUGCUGGGAAGCCAGUCUUGGUGUGACGGCACGCUUGUAGGCAGUAAAUUGCAGCCAGAGUUUUUGCAAGGACCCUCCUGUCGUGGGGUACAGGAAUCCACAUUGCACGAUGGACAACCAGACUAUCAAUUUGAGCUUUUGAACACUGUGCUUUUUGCUCUGCAGAAACAGCAUCAGGGAUCAACCCUGGUGAUUCCCUUAAGUUCUGUCUUAACACGCUUCACCUCCGGCCUGGUUUUGACACUCCACCUGUGCUUUCGUAACAUCACUUUCUGUUGUUCGUCUGGUUGGCCUCCUGCUGCUCUUGUGUGUGCAGGUUUCUCUCCACCAUCAGCACUACCCCAGCUGCUGGACGUUCUCCGGGAUGUGUUGGAGAAGAUGAAAAAAGUUGAGUCGGGGAAGCAGAUUCUGCAGUUUGUACCUUUAGAAGAACUUCUCAGAGGGGAUUUACCUCACUUCCUGUCUUCCUUUAAUACUGCUGUAGUUCGACAGCAGCUACAUGUGCUCAUGCAGGUUGAAUAGAGCACAUGAUGCUACACCUAUAUGCCUUUAUUCUCUAGAAGAACUUUUCAGUUAGACUUCAUUUCAGUAUAAUCAUGUUUUGUUUUUGUUUUGAAUUUCAGCCAUAGCUGCGCCAGUGCACCAGUGAAUAUGUAGGAAACAUUUGAACACAGAAUUCCUUUGUUUUAUAAAUUCUUACUGGGGAGAAUAUCUUUGUUUAACCUUGAAUGUGCUGCAUAUGACUGUAAGGAUUUAAAAAAAUAUAUUAAUAAUAGGAUGUGCACUUCAAAAUGCUUAUUUUAAUAUUUGUUUCAUUACUUUUUUUCUUUUUUUAAUGUUUGAAAUUAUAUGUGUUGCCUUCAAUUUGUCUGUCCUGGCUCAUUCAUUUUCAAGCCUUUUCUUUAAUGUGUAUAUGGAGGGGUUUCAGUUGUUGUUCCCAUGAAUGGUUUCUUAUAGUUUUCCAUUUAUAAUUUGUUGCAUAUUUUCUGCUUGAGACUGAUUGAUAUAUUUUUUAAGUUGGAAGAACUGCAUAAAUACAUUAAAAGAAUAGUCAGUGUACAGUAAUACAGUGGUAAAAAUAGGUACAAAAUAAUUUACCUGCAGGAUCAAAAAAUAUACCCUUUACUAAUAGAGUGUUCUCCUGUAGAACAUCAAGAAAUAACUUGAUCUGGCCUACAAAGUUUUUUUUUUUUGUAUGUGUUUGCUGCUUUUCCUUUAUAAAUAAUGUGACUAUUUCAGUGUUCACCACUGCAGGCAAAAAAAUAAUAAAAAUGUGGUUUUGACAAAUAAUA
This is a messenger RNA of Carassius gibelio (silver crucian carp), 3254 nucleotides long. RefSeq names its product cap-specific mRNA (nucleoside-2'-O-)-methyltransferase 2. The transcript is spliced from 2 exons. Gene Ontology annotation, biological process: 7-methylguanosine mRNA capping. Gene Ontology annotation, cellular component: nucleus; cytoplasm. Gene Ontology annotation, molecular function: methyltransferase cap1 activity. NCBI's taxonomy places the organism in Eukaryota, Metazoa, Chordata, Actinopteri, Cypriniformes, Cyprinidae. The record is from RefSeq and is a predicted model, not a curated record. The coding region runs from base 175 to 2484 and encodes 769 amino acids.